Molecule: messenger RNA, 2576 nt
Organism: Linum trigynum
Lineage: Eukaryota; Viridiplantae; Streptophyta; Magnoliopsida; Malpighiales; Linaceae
Source: the annotation of a GenBank genome assembly
GUAUGAGCGAGCUCUGGCGUGGAAGAUCACAGACAUCCGGGGGAUCAGCCCUUCCUUCUGCUCCCACCGGAUAUUGAUGGAGGAUGAGAUGCGGCCAGUGAGACAGCCGCAGAGAAGACUGACACCGAACCUGGAGGCUGUGGUUCGGGCAGAGAUCGUGAAGCUGCUGGACGCGGGGAUCAUCUUCGUCAUUUCCGACAGCGAGUGGGUCAGUCCCACCCAGGUGGUACCCAAAAAGGGUGGGAUGACUGUGGUGCCUAACGAGAAGAAUGAGCUGAUCCUGAUGCGCACGGUGACUGGGUACCGUGUCUGCAUUGAUUACUGGCGUCUCAACGACACCACUCGGAAGGACCACUUCCCGCUACCAUUCAUUGAUCAGAUGCUGGAGAGACUGGCGGGGCACGAGUUCUACUGUUUCCUGGAUGGGAUGUCCGGGUACUUCCAGAUCCCUAUUGCACCGGAGGACCAGGCAAAGACCACUUUCACCUGCCCCUUCGGCACCUUUGCCUACCGGAGGAUCCCAUUCGGGCUAUGCAAUGCCCCGGCCACUUUUCAGCGAUGCAUGCUCGCUAUCUUUGACCGUCUGGUCGGCGAGAUUAUGGAGGUGUUUAUGGACGAUUUCUCGGUUUAUGGAGACUCAUUCUCUCACUAUCUCCAUAACCUGGAGCUUGUCCUUAAACGGUGUGAAGAAACGAACCUGGCACUGAGUUGGGAGAAGUGUCACUUCAUGGUUCGAGAAGGCAUAGUUCUUGGGCAUAAGAUCUCCAUGAUGGGGAUUGAGGUGGACAGAGCGAAGAUCAAGACUAUCAGCAAGCUGCCUCCUCCUACAUCUGUUAAGGGGAUUCGGAGUUUUCUUGGUCAUGCAGGGUUCUACAGGCGGUUCAUCAAGGAUUUCUCGAAGAUUGCCCUGCCCCUGACUAAUGACUCACUUCUACUGUCACUCCAGGAAUUGGCCAAGUGAAACAACUUCCUAAAGCGUAGUAUAGCGGGUUUAGGUUUAAAUGUCAACCCGGGUCCUAGAUUUGAUGACUACUCAGUUGUUAUCUAGCAAUGAAACUUUAAUGCAAGUCUAAACUACCAAACAAACAAAGCAAGUAAACUGUUGUAUUCAGGUUAAGAGAGGUCACUCGGAUAUGGUUCCCCCUAGACUGCAGUUAAGCCGGAUUGUAAUUACCAAGUUAAGUUUCUAUGAUAGUUAUACUGCGGAAGGUUCUUAAACAGCCUGAAGUCUCGACUAAAGGUGUUUAGACCCUCUCAAUCUGAGUCUCUAGCGGGCGACUAACCUCCACCGGAGUAAACAGAUUGAGGCCCUAUGAACAAAACCUCCACUACCGAAGUGAAUCUGGUACAGAAUAGUGAGUUGGCUCCUCGACUAAAGUCACCAACUCCCUACCUUCAAUCAAGGAUGCUCUAUCAACCUAGGAAGAUAUUCUCAUUCUAGGUUAAAGCAGAAAACAACAGGAAUUUGAUCAGGAUUCAAGUCAUUCAAUCAUUCAAACCUCAAUCGAAUAUAAUCAAAUCAUAGAAUCAGUACUUGGGUUCAUACAAUCAAAACCUAACAUACAAAUCUAGGGUUCUCCAUACCAGAUGAAUGGGAGAACUACUCCAUGGAGAAAGAAGCAAAAGCAGAAUCAGACGCGGAAGCAGAAUCAAACGCGGAAUUCAUACUGUGAAGGAUGGAUUCCUGCUCCUGGACGUUGAUCGGCACUUCUCCAAGCUCAAACUGGCCUCCAAUGGUGAUGAAGAUCAAGCUAGGGCACUUGGAGACUCUUGUUCGUCGCUUUCUCUCUCUAGGAAUCGCUCUAUCUCUCUCAAAACUCGAAUCCCCUUCUGUUUUGGCUGAAAUCUGCUUAAAAGGGCAUCAGUGGCCAAAGCACGGUCGAGGGCACGGCCGUGCUUUGCCUCAGCCCGCCCGUGCUUCUAGUGUUAAUUACACGGCCACCCUGUUGGUGCAAACACGGCCGUGCUUUUGGGAGGACACGGCCGUGCUUUGAUGGACACGGCCGUGCUUUCAGCCCGUGUUUGCAGCUUGAAUUCGCCAAACUCAAUUAGCUCUCGGCAGUAAAAGCACGGCCACAGAACACGGCCGUGUUUUGUUUUAGGUGUGCCCGUGUUUUGGCUCCAGCUCGACGAAAUGACUUCCGAAUGCCCCGAAACUCGUGCUUAGCCUUUCCUUUGAUGCCUGGGACCUGAAAUAUGACAAAAUAGCACAACCCGGCGUAAAAUAGGCCAAAAAUACACGACUAUGCCCCUCAAACGGAUAAGAACUAGGGGCGCAAAUAUGUGCAAUUACAUCGUUAUCAAAUUCCCCCACACUUAACCGUUUGCUUGUCCCUAAGCAAACCUAACUCAAACCAAUGCAACUCUCCAGACCUCUAUAGCAACAAACAACCCAGAUCGUAGGUAGAGGACUUCCUAGAUCAUUUAGCAGCUUACGAGGUCAACCGACGCACAAGUCAUCUCUUAGCUUCUUCGGCGAGAGCACUAGUAUCAAGUCGGCAUCAUGGCAAAUAGUGAACAGAGGACAAAUGAAUUGUGGAUGAAGAGAUUCUCAAAAACAAAGAAUCAUGGGCUCA